This is a messenger RNA of Apodemus sylvaticus (European woodmouse), 1867 nucleotides long. Its product is annotated as zinc finger protein 431-like. The record is from RefSeq and is a predicted model, not a curated record. The transcript is spliced from 5 exons. Gene Ontology annotation, biological process: regulation of immune system process; regulation of cytokine production; negative regulation of transcription by RNA polymerase II. NCBI's taxonomy places the organism in Eukaryota, Metazoa, Chordata, Mammalia, Rodentia, Muridae. The annotation marks the transcript as partial.
GUGACUUUUGAUGAUGUGCAUGUGAAAUUCACUGAGGAAGAAUGGAAUUUGCUGGAUCCUUCCCAGAAGAAUCUCUACAAAGAUGUGAUGUUAGAAACCUACCUGAACCUCAAAGCUAUAGGCUAUAAUUGGGAAGACAAUCAUCUUGAAGAACAUUUUCCAAGUAGUAGAAGACAAGAAAGGCAUGUAAGAAGUCAGAGUGGAGAGAAAACCUAUGAGUGUAAUCAAUGUGGUAAAGCCUUUGCAAGACCCAGUAAACUCCAAUAUCCUAAAAGGAUACAUACUGGAGAGAAACCUUACGAAUUUAAUCAAUGUAGUAAAGCCUUUGUAACACCCAGUCAUCUCCAAUAUCAUAAAAGUACACAUACUGGAGAGAAACCAUAUGAAUGUAAUCAAUGCGGAAAAGCCUUUGCAGGUCACAGUGUUCUCAAAAGACAUAAACUGAUACAUACUGGAAAGAAACCUUAUGAAUGUAAUCAAUGUUGUAAAGCCUUUACAAGACCCAGUCAUCUCCAAUAUCAUAAAAGAACACAUACUGGAGAGAAACCUUAUGAAUGUAAUCAAUGUGGUAAAGCCUUUACAAGAUCCAGUCAUCUCCAAUAUCAUAAAAGAACACAUACUGGAGAGAAACCUUAUAAAUGUAAUCAAUGUGGUAAAGCCUUUGCAAGACCCAGUCAUCUCCAGUAUCAUAAAAGAACACAUACCGGAGAGAAACCUUAUGAAUGUAAUCAAUGUGGUAAAGCCUUUUCACAACACACCUUUGCAAGACCCAGUCAUCUCCAGUAUCAUAAAAGAACACAUACUGGAGAGAAACCCUAUGAGUGUAAUCAAUGUGGUAAAGCCUUUGCACAUCACAGUACUUUCCAGUAUCAUAAAAGAACACAUACUGGAGAGAAACCAUAUGCAUGUAAUCAAUGUGGAAAAGCUUUUUCAGGUAACAGUGUUCUCAAAAGACAUAAACUGACACAUACUGGAGAGAAACCUUAUGAAUGUAACCAAUGUGGUAAAGGCUUUGCACAGCGCAGUCAUCUCCAAUAUCAUAAAAGAACACAUACUGGAGAGAAACCUUAUGAAUGUAAUCAAUGUGGUAAAGGCUUUGCAAGAGCCAGCCAUCUCCAAAUUCAUAAAAGAACACAUUCUGGUAGGAAACCUUAUGAAUGUAACCAAUGUGGUAAAGCCUUUUCACGUCACACCUUUACAAGAUCCAGUCAUCUCAAAUAUCAUAAAACAACACAUACUGGAGAGAAACCUCAUGAAUGUAAUCAAUGUGGCAAAGCCUUUGCAAGACCCAGUGCUCUCCAAAGACAUAAAAUGACACAUACUGGAGAGAAACCUUAUAAAUGCGAUCAAUGUGGCAAAGCCUUUGCACAGCGCAGUAAUUUUCAAUAUCAUAAAAGAACACAUACUGGAGAGAAACCUCAUGAAUGUAAUCAAUGUGGGAAAGCCUUUAAAAGAUCCAGUAAUCUCCAAAAACAUAAAAUGACACAUACUGGAGAGAAACCUUAUGAAUGUAUUCAAUGUGCUAAAGCCUUUGCAAGACCCAGUGAUUUCCAAAUACAUAAAAGAACACAUACUGGAGAGAAACCUUAUGAGUGCAAUCAAUGUGGUAAAGCCUUUACACAUCACAGUACUCUCCAAAGACAUAAAUUGACACAUACUGGAGAGAAACCUUAUGAAUGUAAUCAAUGUGGUAAAGCUUUUGCAGCACCCAAUAAUCUCCAAUAUCAUAAAAGAACACAUACUGGAGAGAAACCUUAUGAAUGUAAUCAAUGUGGUAAAGCCUUUGCAAGACCCAGUCAUCUCCAGUAUCAUAAAAGAACACACACUGGACAGAAAACUUAUUAAUGUAAUCAAUGUGGUAAAGUGU